AGUGGAGUCGGGUUGAUUUUCGACCCGAAACCGACUGAUUAUUCACAUCUCCCCCGUUUUCCCUGUAGCUGAAACCCUAAUCAGACUGUAGUUCUGUUGAAGUGAGCACAUUUUUUUGGGGGAAUUGAUAGGAAUAGGCAGAAGGAAGAUGACUGUGUCGCUGUCGAAAAUCGGGAAUGUGUUACCCUUCUCCAGGCUCUUCAGGCAACUGGAGCUGGAUAUGGAAACUGUAGUUAAGGUACUACAACCUGGUCCACUGGGCAUUGUGGAACACAAAUUUUCUGCUGAGGAAAUACAGAAAGCCAGUGAUACUGUUAAGCAGGCAGUGAGUAAUUGGCGAAGGCAGGCUAACAUUGAGAAACAUAGCCCCGUCAUGAAAGAUUUUAUCGAUGUAUGAGAGAGUUGUUUCUUCAUUUGCUAUCAAUAAUUUCAUGAAAAGACAAUAAUGUAAAUUUGUAAGCUCAAUAGAAAUAAACUAUAGUUAAUUAUUA
This is a messenger RNA of Solanum dulcamara, 491 nucleotides long. RefSeq lists its product as uncharacterized. Bases 149 to 397 code for a protein of 82 amino acids. The record is from RefSeq and is a predicted model, not a curated record. Lineage: Eukaryota; Viridiplantae; Streptophyta; Magnoliopsida; Solanales; Solanaceae. The transcript is spliced from 2 exons.